AUGGAGGAUCAGUUGCAAUAUUUAGAUCAGCUUGGUCAAUUUAAUGUCCCAGGUUCACGCUGUCAUUCCUGCUCAAAGGUUUUCCUCGUUGAUAGCGAUCUCAGAAAUCAUUUGGCAACUUCCGACGAAUGCUCAAAGGAAAUUCCUCUAAGUGAAAUUGAUUACCUCAGGGCUGCCAGCAACGACAUCGCAUCGUCCAACAAUCUCAUUAAUUGGUACGGUGAAGAUUUAAAGCGCUACCCCGAAGACAAGAAGCCAGUAAAUACCUUUAGUGUACAUACUUCACCUUCCCAUCACUUGCUCAAUGAAGUCACUGACUUGAAUGGUUCAGAAGAGGACGCAGCGUAUGACGAGGAUGGCGCCGGUGACGAUAGCAUGUCUGCACUUCCACCAGCUAUGAGACCUACAGCUGCUCCUAUGUUCCAGGACCAGACCUUGGGUUUCAGAAAAAUUGAAUCACCAGACAGCCAUAUGAAGGGAGAAUCUUUGAUGGCCAGAAGGGCAAAUUAUCCUGCAUACGACGAAACAAAGUACAACACAGCAGAGGAGGCCAUGGCCCAUGCCCUCUCACAGGUCCCUGACCAAUCCGAUCCUCGCCCAUUCAAGUGUCCAAACCCAGAAUGCUCAAAGACAUGGAAGAACAGAAACGGUUUGAAGUAUCACAUUAAUCACGGUAACUGUAAUGGGGUUCUCAAAACUCUCAGUCGUGAUGAAGCUGCUGUCUCAGAAAGACCAUACGCAUGCCCUGUUCCAGGAUGCAACAAGCGCUGGAAAAAUGCCAAUGGUUUCAGAUACCACAUGGAUCACUCAGGUGCCCAUGGUAGAUCUGCAAGAAGAUUACACGAAGCAUCUGGCGGUUUCGCUGGUAAAUCAAAUCUGCAAUCAAUCACAUCUCCACAAACAACGACAAAAACACCAAAGGGUACACGUCGCUCAUCUAGACGCUCUUCAAGACGUAUACAGUAUGACGAAGAUGAAGAAGAUGGUGAUGCUGAAUUAGAAGAAGAAGACGAUUAUGGUGAUGAAGAAGACGAUGAUGAUGAUGAUGAUGAUGUUGAAGAGGAAGAUGACGCAUAUGGCGAUGUCGACGAUGCAGCUGCAUUACACCCAACAGGCGGAUCAACAUCAGCCUUACCAGCUGCUGCGACCGAUCAAUUACAGUUCUCGGUACAAGGAAGUCAAUUUCCAACUGGUCCGAAUGGCAAGUCAUUUGAAAUCAACGAUGGUAGAUCAUUUGAGGUAAACCCGGUAAAUUCCGUAGACCCAAUUGAUCCAAUAAAUCCAGUAGACUCUGCUCAACCGCCCGUUAUCGGUCAGACCGAGCCACUUGAAUUCACAAAAAUCGAGCAUAAUGACAGCAUAACAGAUCCACCACAAGAGCAGAUAAAUUAA
This is a messenger RNA of Wallemia mellicola CBS 633.66, 1392 nucleotides long. RefSeq lists its product as hypothetical. Lineage: Eukaryota; Fungi; Basidiomycota; Wallemiomycetes; Wallemiales; Wallemiaceae. The record is from RefSeq and is a predicted model, not a curated record. Gene Ontology annotation, cellular component: nucleus. Bases 1 to 1392 code for a protein of 463 amino acids. The transcript is spliced from 2 exons.